Messenger RNA from Clarias gariepinus (North African catfish), 2550 nucleotides. It is a transcript of the gene fosl1a, whose product is annotated as FOS like 1, AP-1 transcription factor subunit a. Lineage: Eukaryota; Metazoa; Chordata; Actinopteri; Siluriformes; Clariidae. Gene Ontology annotation, cellular component: nucleus. The transcript is spliced from 4 exons. Gene Ontology annotation, biological process: regulation of transcription by RNA polymerase II. The record is from RefSeq and is a predicted model, not a curated record. Gene Ontology annotation, molecular function: DNA-binding transcription factor activity, RNA polymerase II-specific; RNA polymerase II cis-regulatory region sequence-specific DNA binding. The coding region runs from base 332 to 1411 and encodes 359 amino acids.
AGCGAGUACGAUCGCAAAACAUUCUGAUAUGUUCGUUUACAAACGAACGUCGUAGAGAACUUUUACAAGUCACAUUUUUGCGAUCAAUUAUCGUCGAUAGUUAAAACUCUGCUAAAAUAAGCGCGUUCUACAGUCCACCCCUGAGAAGCUACAGGUGGACUCCUCGGUUUCUCAGCAACUAGGCAGGCGUAACUAACUUUUGAAUUCUCGCACUAGAGCAGAAUAUAAGUUAGUCAGAUGAGGCAAGUUAGACCAUUUGAAGCUGUCACAGACUAAGACACAUUUUCAUUCAGUUUGUUUUCUUGGGACUUUUCAGAAGUAAGCGGCCUACAUGUAUCGAAACUACGGGAACUUUGGGCGAGGUACAGAUCAGAACUUCCCCGAUAACAGCUUUGGAUCUGGGUCGAGCUCUGCCAGUAGCACUCAAGCCACCACCACCGGUACGACUCAGCAUCAAGAGCCAAAAUACUCAGUGGCAGGAUCCAGUCAAUUUGUCCCCACUCUAAAUGCCAUAACUUCAAACCAAGAUCUACAGUGGCUUGUGCAGCCUUCUGUUUUCUCAAUGCAAGGCCCAUCUAAGCAACCUCCUCGUCACCCUUACCCCCUGCCACCAAGACUACCAUCUGUGAACCUUCAGCCCACCCAAUCACAACUUCUUCGACCAGGAGUCAUCAGGGCAGUAACAGCCUCAGGAAGCUCCACAAGACGCAGAAAUGAUGAACAUUUAUCACAGGACGAACUCGAAAGGCGCAGAAUUAGAAGGGAACGAAACAAACUGGCUGCGGCCAAGUGUAGAACUCGUCGCCGUGAACUGACUGACUCACUUCAGAAUGAAACUGACCAGUUGGAGGACAAAAAGUCCCGUCUGCAGAAAGAGAUUGCCGAACUAGAAAAGGAAAAAGAAAAGCUUGAACUGGUUCUUGAGGCCCAUCGACCAAUCUGCAAAGUACAGGACUCUGAUUCAGAUUCUGACUCUAAUCCAGUUCUUCCUACCCUGAGUGGAAUUAAAAUUGAACCAGUCGACUCUGAACUUCCUGGACCCUCCAGAAAAUGCCAGAUUCCCACCAAACAGGAGAAACCAAAGCCAAAAAUCAUCAUUCCACCUCCAUCUACAACGUCUUCUGAUAUAAAUCUAGAACCAGAUACCCUUCAUACUCCAAUCCUCCUUUCCACACCUUCUCUGACUCCGUUCACUUCUAGCCUAAUCUUCACCUAUCCUACUACCUCUCUUGACAGCAAUACUCCUACUUCAUCGCAAACACACAGCCUUUCUGCCGCCUCCACAACUCAGCAUGGUACAUUCCAGACCUCCCGAAAUCCAGAGCCAUGUGCUAUUGCCCAUCGACGAAGCAGCAGCAGUGGGGACCAGUCAGAUCAAUCCCUCAACUCUCCUACAAUCCUGACCAUUUAAUCUGUUUUUCUCAUGGGGAAACAAGUGCUCUGAAUGUCUCAGGUGUGUUUUAUUACUAGGUCAGAGGGACAAAAGUGUAUUUGUGAAUACACUAAAGAUUGUACUUUUUGUCCUAAAAUUCUACCUUUAACACUGUCCUCUUAUAUGCUUAGAGAAAAUGAGGUUUGUUAAACUCUUAGACUAUUCCUGGUUCCUAAAUCGAUUGCAAUCAGAACCCUCUGUAAUGGAGAGGCACAUUGCUGUUGGGUUUUAAAAACAACAUCCAAAGGUUUCCCCAGUAUGACUAAUUUAAUAAACCCUUAAUUGGGUUUCAAAUUUAAGUGGUGUAGCUUUAACGCUAACAUGCAGUAUUAAAUAAAACCAAAUCAGAAAUACUGCAAUGCACAAUAUAGCAUUCAGUAUAUUAUAUUAUGACUACAAACUAUAAAAAAUUUGUAUGAAAAACAUUACUAUGAUCUAUGAACUAUAAUAUAAACUACUUUAUAUGCUAAAUUGUAUUUAGUUAUUCCUUAUACUUUAUACAAAACAUUUAUAUUAGAAAUAUUCAUUAUUUGACUGAUUAAUAGGCAUACAAGCCUACUAACUUGUUUGGAUGAACACUACUUUACUGUUGUUGACAGAUUUGAUAACUUUGUUCUAUGCAAUUCAAAGCUAAAAGUCUAAUGUAUUUUAAUGUAUUUUACAUGGUACAGUGUAUUAAGCUACUUAGUUACAUCAUGUCUGCUUUAAGAUAUUUAGGUAUUUUCAAUUUAUGUGAAGAUCACAAAUAUUACAAGCUUGACACAUUUCAGUAAUAAUUCAGUUACACUGAUUCAUUUGAAUUGCUCUACUGAUGAUAAACAGUCUUGGACAAAUAUGCACUUAAUACACCUUUUUCUUAAAUGCUAGCUGUUUUUUUUAUUUCCAAAGUAGCAAAGUGAAAUAUAAAAGAAUAAAGAACUUAAUAUAUUGAAAUCUACAGUAUAUGCAUUAUUACAACUUGUUUGAUCCACUACUACGGCAGGUCCAUUAGCUUGUGUGUAUUUAUUGUUAAGAAGAAACUAUUUUUUAUUUUUCAAACACUGAGAAAACCCUAGCAGGGACGAACAAUUUUUAUACUGUAUAACAUGUAAGAGUGUAAUAAAAAUAACUUCAAAUUA